Molecule: messenger RNA, 698 nt
Organism: Frankliniella occidentalis (western flower thrips)
Lineage: Eukaryota; Metazoa; Arthropoda; Insecta; Thysanoptera; Thripidae
Product: gastrula zinc finger protein XlCGF57.1-like
Exons: 1
Biological process (GO): regulation of transcription by RNA polymerase II
Cellular component (GO): nucleus
Molecular function (GO): RNA polymerase II cis-regulatory region sequence-specific DNA binding; DNA-binding transcription factor activity, RNA polymerase II-specific
Source: RefSeq, a predicted model, not a curated record
CUUUCAGGGAGACCAAUCUGCGUCGACAAAAAUGCCAGUCCAGUGUGACGUUUGUCAUACGGAACUCGCUACUCGACAAACCUUCGCUGAUCACAUGAGAAGACACACAGGGGAUACACCUUAUGACUGCACUGUGUGUGAUAAGAAAUUCACGCAAAAUUCGCAUCUCCGUGCACAUUUCCGAACUCACACGGGCGAGAAACCAUUUGAGUGCACUGUGUGCAACAAGAAAUUUGCGCAAGCCGGUGACUUGAGACGGCAUCUACUAACGCACACGGGCGUGAAACCAUUUGAGUGCACUGUGUGCAGCAAGAAAUUUAAGCAAGCCAGUAAACUGCGUCAGCAUCUACUAACGCACACGGGCGAGAAACCAUUUGAGUGCACUGUGUGCAACAAGAAAUAUGCGCAAGCCGGUGACUUGAGACGGCAUCUACUAACGCACACGGGCGUGAAACCAUUUGAGUGCACUGUGUGCAGCAAGAAAUUUAAGCAAGCUAGUGAACUGCGUCAACAUCUACUAACGCACACGGGUGAGAAAUCAUUUGAGUGCACUGUGUGCGACAAGAAAUUUGCGCAAAAUGCGCAUCUCCGUGCACAUUUCCGAACUCACACGGGCGAGAAACCAUUUGAGUGCACUGUGUGCAACAAGAAAUAUGCGCAUUCUAGUCAUUUGAGACGACAUGUACUAACGCACACGG